This is a messenger RNA of Nilaparvata lugens (brown planthopper), 5205 nucleotides long. Its product is annotated as protein grindelwald. NCBI's taxonomy places the organism in Eukaryota, Metazoa, Arthropoda, Insecta, Hemiptera, Delphacidae. The transcript is spliced from 5 exons. The coding region runs from base 209 to 952 and encodes 247 amino acids. The record is from RefSeq and is a predicted model, not a curated record.
AGAAAACAGAAACCUGGUAAAGCAUUGUUCAGCUCUUCAGUAGUGGUGGGUGGGGACUGUGACUGCUACAGCGAAUAGCUCAGUGUUGGCUUUGGAGUGUCACGUCACAAGCUUUCCUUCAUCUUAAAAACCAUGUGGUCCAUGAAUUAUAAUUACAGGGAAAUCGUUUUUUGCCCCCCAUGAUGACACAGAUAGAUGAGAUCCAAAGAUGACGCAUGGUCCAAUGAGAAGCCUCCUGACAAUAGUGGUGUCAGGACUGGGUACUGUGUCCACUCAAUCUGCGAGUGGCGGCCUCAAACUGCAUAAAGAAUGCGGGACCGCGCAUUGCGAAAGAUACCAAUAUUGCAAUUCCGAUUUAAUUUGUGACAGUUGUAGUUCAAUUUGCAAUGUCUCCUCACACAAUUAUGAGAGAGAGAAUUGUGAACAUAAUUGCCAAGAUUACAUUCACGAUUACAUCUCCUCAUACGUCAAUGCAUCUGUUUUUGCUCAACUCCAAGGUACUGUGGAGAGAAUGCAAUCCCUAGUGGUUGUUUCACUUUGCUUAGCACUGGUGUCAAUUAUUGUGAUAUCUGGGAUUUUGUUCUUCGUAUGGAUAAGAUACCGGCGUGUUUGGAAGUUCAGUGACCUGCGUUUGAAGAAGAAAUUAGCUUCUGUAAAUGUCAUCAACAAGAUGAACCAACAGCCAGCGCAACAGAACUGCAACAGCACGGGUGGCAGUAAUGAGGGAGGAUUAACGCUGAAGAUGCCGAGUGCAGCAUCCAUGAUGACUUUGAACAGCCCGAGUCCUAGUACUGUGCCACCCAGUAACAUCACAACCACCACGCCGAUCACACCCAUCAGCAACAGGUACCCAUCUGAAGACGCCACUCUUGAGUACGCCUAUGACAACCCGGUGCUAACGCCAGCGCCAUCUCCCGGCACCAAUCUGCGGCGCAUCGAAACAACAUUCUAGCAGAAAACACUACAAAUUCGGAAAUAAUAAUUACGGUACAUGAUACCCUUUUUUCAAAACGUUUUAUGUAAAAACUUAUAUAAACACAACAAUUAGUUUCGGCUUUCAAGCCAUUUUCAACCUUUUUUCAAAAUUAAUGAAACUAUUCCUUUAUUGAUUAACAAUCGAAGUAACCCUAUUGAAAUACUUCACGUUAAAUGUAAUAUAUUUUAAUAAUUUGAUUGUAUGGUGAGAGAUGUUGUGGUAUUCCUACUUAAUUGAAAAAAUAAGACGUUGGUAUUGACAACAUCAACGUCUUAUUCUUUCAAUAAUUCAAUAUAUUUCAUCACAUGAAGCAAAUACAGUACACCGGAAUCUACAGACCGAUAUAAUAUCUAUAAACUCUAUUUACUUUCUUAUGACCCAAUACUUACCCAAGUUCCAAAAUAUUACCCCUCUGUACAUAUAUAAUACCAGUUUGGAAAUGGCUUUACUCUAGGCUUUUCUGUCACAUGUGCUCACAUUAAAUGAGUAGGCUACCGGUUGGUUAAUGCCAAGUAGGUGAGUGUACCUUGACCAUUUACAUCAUUGAAGUCCAUCCAUUAUUCACGCUAAAUAAUCAAACACCCAUGAGCACAUGAGAAAUAUUCAUCCAUGAAACAAAUAGAUAAGUAAUGUUCAAAUAAUAGAAGUAUACAACUUCUUUGUAAUUAGCUUUAACAAUUUUAUUCCAAUAUAAUCUUACCAAAAUCGUAUUUUGGCGGAAAGCUGAAGUUUUUGCAAUCCUGAAAUUGCUCAUUCAAGUUAUUUGAUGUAGGUUGUGAUAGAGAAUAAUUAUUCUAAUAGAGCUCACAAAUCCACAGCAAUAAAAUAUGAUAACAGUAUUUAUUUCCAAUUGUCUUUCAUUUUUAAAUCUUCUUGAAUAUUUUAUCGUGUGAUAAAUCAGAAAUGAAUGUUGAGAUUGAAAUAUACAUGCAUUUUGAAACGCAGUGUUAGUUGAAGAAAAUAGAAACGUUCGUUUUCAGUUGAUAACUUUUAGAAAAAUGUUUUUAGAAAAAACAAUACUCAUUCUACUUGAUAAAAAUAGUUUCCAAUUAAAACCGACAAAGUAUUCCAGGAUUAUCUUUCAAAUUUGUUUUUCCCAGGUUUAAUUUUUAUUAACUUCGUAUAGUACAAUAAUUAAUUUACUAUUGAAAGCGAGAAAGGCCACCUUUUUUAAUUACUCUAUAGAUCUACUAAUGAUUUUAAAAUUUUAAUUGCCUGAUUGCAACUGAAAAUUGAAAGCGUGAAACUUGUAUUGCAUACGUUUCCUGUUUAUAAUUAACUGAAAUGCAAAAAUUCUCAUCCUUGAGAAUUAUAUUUAUAGUCCAUUACGAAUUAUUCUCCAAUGCAUUUUGAAACGCAGUGUUAGUUGAAGAAAAUAGAAACGUUUCAUUUGAGUUGAUAACUUAAAAAAAAGGUUUGAUUAUUGAAGCUAGCAAAAAAGUUGAAUGUACUGAACUCAUCAAUUUAACAACCUCAUUGUCAAACUCCAUUUCGGUCUGAUUGAAGAAUUUGGGAGGACCCUGAUUAAUUUCCGAACUUCUUACAUGCUCUACCUAUAAAGAACAAAUUUCUCAAGGUUUUGAAUAAAAACAUAAACAAACGGUUCUAAUAAGGUUCUUUAGUACAUACAAGAAAGAAAACAAAAAACAAUAAAACAAAAAGAAUGACUUCUACAAUCUCAAUUGAUAUUAAAUAUCACGUUGCAAUAAUUAUAAAUUAUAGACCUAGUUUUAGAUUAGAAUUUAAGUAGGUUAUUUCAAUUUUAUUCAGUUGUUAGAAAGUAUUCUUUUUGAAUGCCUCCAGUGGCAAAAUGUACUUAACAUAUUUCUGAAUAUCCCUUUAAUUGUAGUAUAAGACUAGUAGUAAAUAAAAUUUUAGCUUAAUUUUGAAAGAAUAUUACGGUUCUUAAUUUUAAUAUUAUUUAUCUCUCAAUCAACAAAAAAAUUAACUCUUCAUUUUCACCACCUUGAAUAGGUAAAUUAUUUUGAAUAUCAUUCUACUUAUACGAUAAAAUAUCCACCUGAAUAAUUCUAUUGUCUAUUGACAAAUUAACAGUUUACAGUGUAUCUGAAUCCACUAAAUCAACUCUCUGUAAAGCAUUCACUUUGAACUUCCUCAUUCAGAAAUACUCUCUUUUUAUUUUUAUGAUGCUAUUUCCUGAAACAAAGCACUCCAAUUUCAUUUUUCUAUUGAUUAUAGCCAUUUAUUCAGAUCUAGAAUCAAACUGGAUCCCAUCAAAGGAUAUGAAGGAUUCCAUUAAAAUUUUAAUAAUCGAGCUUGAGAACUUUUGCUGUUUAACUCUGUGUCAAAAUUAUUUCGAGAAACAUUACAAAGCAUCAAAUCUAUUCCAAGACUUAGCCUAUAGCCUUCUACACAUUCUAUUCAAAUGAAAUUAAUAUUUCACUUCACUAUGCACGUUAUUUUAAGUCAUGAAUAAUAAGUGUAAGAUAUUCGUUAGUGUAAAUGGUAUUCAUUAAGUGCUUAGCUCCAGCAGUAUUAUAACAGUAGUUACGGUAAAUAAUAUUUAUAUUAUUGAAAUUAAAUUUUGACUAGUUCUUAAGAUGCACUUUAUUAUCAUUAUUUGAAUUUAAUGUUUGGUUUUGUUAGAAAAUAGUUAAUAAUGAUCAUUUGAGUAGGUACUAUAAAUAAGCUAGGUCGGAGGCCUAAAUAGUGCAGAUAUUGAUAAGUUUCAUUUUUUCAAAAUAUCUUGAUGAUAUUUUAGACUAGGCGUGUAUUCAUGAGCAAUAUUUGAAGUAGUUGUAGAAGUUUACAGUGAUUUCACUGUUAACAUGCAUAUUGCAUUGUUUAAUAACUUUUAUAUAUUUAGGUGCUAUAAGCAAAAUGUGUGCAUUAGUUAAGUUACAUUUCUCUAGGAAUAGUAAUAUUAGAUUAUAUAAUGUAUUAAGUAAAGCAAUAAAUUAUUAAAUUGAUUUUAAUUUAUCUACUUGAUGAGGAGAACAAUAGUCACAAAAUCAUUAGAAAGUGAAAUAAUAAAAUUCAAUAAUUAUUAGAAAUUUGCUCAUACAUGUAUUUCUGUAAAAAUUCAUUAUUGAAUAAUAUUAUGAUUUCUCAACUUGAAAAAAAAUCUGAGUGUGAAUGUUGAAAAAACUAUAUUGAUUUCUUUACGUUCAAACUUCUGGUAUGAGCCUAGCUAUUUUUCGAAUAAGAUUAUUUUCCAACCAACAUAAUAGUUAUAGAAAAUUGAAAAUAGUUCCUUAUUCCAUGAUACUUUUUUCAUUGAUGUUGCUUUUAUCAUUUUAUCAAUCUAUUUUAAAAAAGGUUUGUCAUUAUCCUCUCGAAUUAGAUUCCUACUUAUAUCCUUAUCUCAUCAAUCCCUACAAUGUAGAACUAAAUAAAUAAUGAAGUAUACUUCAUCAUUCCAUACUCAACAUUCCAAUUUAGUUUUUAGAUACCGUAUAGAAUAUCAUUUGAUUCCUUUUAGAAAAUUUUUAUGACUUUCAUAUAUCUUAUUCUUUUGUAUUUUGAAACUUGAAUGAUUAUUAAUUGGAAAUAUUAUUUUAGAUUAUUGGAAUUAUUAUAAUAGGAUUAGAUUAUUGAAUUAUUAUAAUAUUAUGUUAUGUUUGAUACAUGACUUUGAAAUGUUAUUUCAUAAAAGUAAUAUUAAAAGAUACCAUUGAACAGAUUUUCUGAGUAGCCUAUGUUUUCGUAUACUUUUUGAGUAAAACUGUGAAAUUAUUGGGUUUUUCAGAGUCAUCAAUCAUUCUAAAUUCUUUUAUUGUGUUUGUCAAUGUCAAAAGAUGUGUGCUUGUUUUUAUAUCUGUGUUUGUGUGUUUGAUGUGUGUGAGAGUUUACUACUAACAUUAAAAGAGUCUACAUAUCGGGAAAAUAGUAACUUCCACUAGUUUUCGCGGGAACGUGGAAUUAGAAAUGUUCGGAACUCAAAUUGACAUAGCAUUUCCAAUUCCGUGUUCCUGCGACUGCGGGCUAAGUGUACGCUUAGUGGAAACUACUAUUGUCCCCGUGUCCAGCUUACUUAAGAAUUAGACGAAUGUAUUAUUUAAAAUAAUGUAAAAUAGAGGUAGGUUAAUUAUUAUGUAAUUUUAAGCUAAUUGUGAUACGAAAGUAUUGUCCAAUGCCUUAUCGAAUCCGUCCAAUAGCAUUAAGUACAUUUUAUGGAAUCUAAUUUUAAGACUUCUGUAAGUGUUUGUGUAAAUAGUAGCAUAGUUUAUGUUCAUGCUUUUUUAAUAAAUUUCUUAGAUAGUGCUUCA